UAAAGAAACUGUCAAAUGUUGAUCAAUAGGUUUUUUCAGAUGUAACAAGAACCAGAAAAAAAACAAGAAACCACAUAACAUGAUAUGAUGAUAUUAGAGCAGCUACAAAUCUCUAAAUUAAGACAAAUUUUUUUUGUUAACAUCAAUAUUUUCUGUCGUAAUCCUUAAGGAAAUUUUACUUUUCUAGCAAGAAAAUAAAUCUGACAAAAACGAAUCUGAUUAACAAGGUAACUUACCACUAAUAGCUUCUGGUGUAAUAAAAUACUCUGUCAAAAAACUAGAAACAAGAACAAGUAUGGAAACUGUAACCUUCUAAAGAAUCAACGAUAAUGAUACAACAUGUAAACAUAAUAUUGCCUUCAAAUCUCGUCUUCAAAUACUCUAUUUUCUUUUUGCUUUUCUGCCUUAAAAACCUCUCUGCCUCUUCGAUUUGUUUUGUUUUUGUUUCUUCUCGCUAUGGUUAUCCUCCACGAGAUAAGCAAUGAAGCCAAGACCACAACGGAGACUUCAGGCUCAAGUAACUCUUUCUUGCGUCUCGCCACGAAACCUACUGUGUCUACAACCACAAGAAUUGCCUUGUCCAACACGGCGACAACAAAAUACAAGGGUGUGGUUCAGCAGCAGAACGGUCAUUGGGGUGCUCAGAUAUACGCAGAACACCGAAGGAUUUGGCUCGGGACAUUCAAAUCCGCUGCUGAAGCCGCGGCUGCCUACGAUAGCGCAUCUAUCAAGCUCCGAGGCUUUGACGCUAACUCGCACCGAAACUUCCCUUGGUCUGAACUCACGGUCCACGAACCGGACUUUCAAAUCCUCUACACGACAGAAGCUGUGUUGAACAUGAUCAGAGACGGAUCUUACCAUCACAAGUUCAGAGAUCAUGUCAUGUCGAGAUCUCGGAUGGCCAACUUCAACAUGGUGCAAUCAAAACAAGAAUCAAACAAGUGUUUCUCUUGCACGCAACUUUUCCACAAGGAACUGACACCGAGCGAUGUUGGUAAACUGAAUAGGCUUGUGAUACCAAAGAAGUAUGCAGUGAAGCAUUUACCUUUCAUAAGCGACGAUCAAGAAGAGGGUGAAGCCGUGGACGAUGUUGAGGUUGUGUUUUACGACAGUACGAUGAGACAGUGGAAGUUUAGGUAUUGUUACUGGAGAAGUAGCCAGAGCUUUGUCUUCACCAGAGGAUGGAACGGUUUCGUCAAGGAGAAGAAUCUCAAGGAGAAAGAUGUUAUUGUCUUUUACUCUUGCGAUGUACCGAGUAAUGUCAGGAGAUUAGAAGGGCAAAGAGACAAGUUCUUGAUGAUUGAUGUUGAUCACAAGGGUUUCGUGGCUCCCAAGGAAGAAAACAAAAUGGUUCAUAAUAGGUCUGAGGGAGAAAUGAAAACAGAAAACUUCUUUAACUCGAAGUUAGAAGAUGAAGAAACCAAGCAAGAGGAGAAGAAAGGAGGGUUUAUGCUGUUUGGUGUUAGGAUCCAAUAGCUACUUUGGUAUUAGGGAUUUUUUUUAGUAACUUAAUUAUAGUUUGGUCAUGAAUUUUAUUACGUAGCCUUUUGAUUUACAAGAAACUUGGUGUUUUGGUUUUGAUAUUAAACGUUAAGUACUACAAUCAGAUUUUUUUUUUGUUUCUUAUCUAACUAAAUAACAAUCAACAAGUUCCAGACAAAGCAUUGCAUCACAAUUCACAAAGGGAACCAUAGCAAACCAAUCAACAGAAGAAAGAGUACAAUGUUAGAGACAUAUAUAUACAACAUUUCACACCAAGCAAAUGACUCUUACAAGACACUUCUGACUGAGAUAUGCUUUUGAAAAAGCUUAGCUAAGGAGUGGAAAGUUAAAGAUGUGAAGUCUAGAAGAAAUGUUGGACCUCAUAUUAAUUCUCAAACAAAAAUGGGAUCUGUACCAACGCAGUGGCCCAGUGGUUCUGUGGAAGCUCAGUACCCUGGGUUUGAUCCCCGCUGGAUAAAGAUUACGGAACCGACUCUUGUCAUUGGCCUCCGGGAUUAGUCAGGUCUUUAUAGCCUAGUUGACCGGGUCAUAAAAAAAUGAGGAUCUCAAAUAAUUGUUUUUUCAUUGCUUAUUCGAGAAUUAUAUGAUUUUAAUGGUGAAUUUUCUUCUACUGCCCGUAUAAAUUGAAGAUAAAUUUUACACUGCACCCGGUAAAACUUUCGUCUAGCUCCGCCACUGUCUUCAAAACGUUUUGUACCUCCUCUGGCUGGACGCCUGAUAAGCCUUGGGAGUUUACUAUCGCAAGAAGAAGAAUGUGUUGAGAGGUGGAGAAGAGGAGAUGACUGCUGACGUGUAUUGAGAGUUGUUAUGAAACCGUUAUAAUCCGUUAGGAGUCUAUACAUAUCAUGGAGUAUAAAUAAGAGUUGUAAAAGGAAUAAGGGGGGGCUUUUGACUAUUGUGUAGUUGGAUCAAAGACUAGAGGUCUUGAUCGUUGGCUCUUGACGUGUGAGACGUCUUGAGAAGAUCUUGUAUUGGCUUGUAUCUUUGAUCUGUAGAGUACAAGAGUGGGAGGUUGGGCGGAAAUUCAAUAAAACACUUAUAAUCUUUUAUCAUUUGGUGCGGUGAGCCGCUCGGACUUCGCGAUCGAGACGAUGACGAGAUUGGAAGAAUCGCUUCAGCGGAUUGGGACGUUGGACACCACUGUCGACGAGUUGUGUUAGACGCCUUCACCGGGCCUUGUACGUUUCCUGUAGACUGCCCUUUUUCCCUUCAAUUCAGUGUCCAUAGGUCCCAAUCUGAUCAUGCUAAGUGUUUAAAACAAACAUGUAGUUAAAACAUAACAUGCUCAGCUUUUAGCAAAGUAAAUGUUGAGAACUCACAUUGUGAAACAGCCACAUUAUGCCAAAACUGUAGACCAGACAGCAAGCCCAGGACACUGCGGCAUUUUCAUCAGCA
Molecule: messenger RNA, 2898 nt
Organism: Brassica napus (rape)
Lineage: Eukaryota; Viridiplantae; Streptophyta; Magnoliopsida; Brassicales; Brassicaceae
Product: AP2/ERF and B3 domain-containing transcription factor At1g51120
Exons: 1
Coding region: 457-1476 (339 amino acids)
Biological process (GO): regulation of DNA-templated transcription
Molecular function (GO): DNA-binding transcription factor activity; DNA binding
Source: RefSeq, a predicted model, not a curated record